Molecule: messenger RNA, 2370 nt
Organism: Leptosia nina
Lineage: Eukaryota; Metazoa; Arthropoda; Insecta; Lepidoptera; Pieridae
Source: the annotation of a GenBank genome assembly
AUGUUUGGUUAUAAUAACAAUGCGAUUUUAACACAAUCAAACAAAGAGGAAUUUAUCAAAACGUUUCCUGUGACUAUGGAUGAGGAAAUAGAAGAUAUUGAGUUAAGACCUUCAAGUGUGCGCCGCAAUGUAACAAUUAGGAAUAAUGUGGCUCGACAAGUUGCUAUUAACUUUAUGCCAUCCCGUCAAGCACUUAAUACUCUUAGAUUACGGAGAGUCAACAGUGAAAACAAUGCACUCCUCGAUGCUGUGGCUGCUGAUGCACCAGAUGCAGCAGACAAACAGGCGGACAUUAUUGUUAGGGAGAUGGAACAACAUACUCAUCUCAUGCAAGAUGAUCCUGUAUCUGAAGAACUCAGAAGGGAAGCCUUAAGGGACCUUCCACAAGGUCUGACAAUGAAGAGGAAUGUACGAGCGAAGUUAUCUGCUUCUGUUAGUUUGCGAUCAAAGCGGCGUCCACUAUCUGUCUUUAAACGCUUCAAGUAUAGGCUUAGUUUUGUUUGGAAACGGACACGCGAACGUUUCCGUGAUUUCAUCUUUUCAAUCGAACUGUGGUACGAGCCAAUACGGAAUAUCGAAGGACAUCUGGGUUCGGCCGUGGGUUCCUACUUCCAUUUGCUGCGAUGGUUGUUCAGCCUGAACUUGCUGCUCAGCGGUCUGGUGGUCAGCUUCGUGGUUGUGCCACAAGCGCUGCACGAUCAAGGGAAUAGUACUUCGGGUGAAAAGGGAUGGUUGGACUUCAUUAGUGGCAAGGGUGGUUUUGAAGACUCCCUCCUCUUCUACGGGCAUUACCACGACGGGCUGAUCAGCACCUCUCUACCGAUUACAUACAACAUGCCAUUUGCUUACUUUUUCACGAUGUUCUGCUUAUAUUUAGUGUUUUUUAUCGUUCUAUGUUAUAGAACGUCGUACUCGUACCGGCGCAACUUUAUAGAGACAUCCGGUGGUUUAUCAAAUGUCUUCGCUAACAAAGUCUUCUGCGGGUGGGACUUCGGAAUCGUGUCAGAACACGCGGCAUCCCUUAACGCAGCCAGCCUUUAUAACGAGUUUAAGGAGCUGCUCAGCGAACGGCACAAAGUAAAAGUGGAGACUUCUCUAUGCAUGAAGAUAUUCCAAUACACUCUGAAUGUGAUCGUAUGGGGCACAGUUCUUGGCAGCAUCGCGGCCAUACAUUACGGAUUUUGGACCUUACGAGCGCUCAGUACGCGAACAGCGCACUGGGAUCUAUUUGUUUCAUUAAUCCUCACUGCUGUGCUGGCCGUUUGCCCUUUGCUGUUUAACUUUAUCGUUCGGUUAGAAUUCUACAAGCCACGCACAGCGUUCUACGUGACUUUGGCCCGUACUUGGCUGCUCGAUAUUACGACACUUGGCUUGUUCUUCGUAUAUUGGGCGAAAUCGACUACUGCGUGCUGGGAGACUGCUUUAGGCCAGGAAGUUUAUCGUCUUGUUUUAUUGGAUUCGCUGGUUUCCUUAUUCCUGUUGCCCGCUGUUGAGUUUCUAAGAAUAUUGAUUUUUAAAUUGAACUCAAAGGGUUCCGGACCAGAGUUCAGCAUCGCGUACAACUCGCUAACGCUGAUCUACAACCAGGCCUUGCUGUGGCUGGGCUUGCUGUUCUCGCCCUUGUUGGCUGUAGCAAUAACGAUCAAAUUCCUACUUCUGUUCUACGUGAAGAGAGUCAGCGCCUUGCGAGCCUGUCGUCCUGCUAGAAAGGUUUGGCGUGCUGCGCAAACGCAGACCGUGUUAUACAUGCUGGUUACCCUUUCUCUCUUUACUACUUUAUUUGGUAUCGGAGUUCUUUUCCUUGGUACAACGUCUAACGAGUGCGGCCCAUUUCGACAGUACUCCCGUGUGAUUGCUGUAGUAGGGGAGGGGGUGUUGAACCUUUCCCGACAUCGAACCCUGGACGCCAUAAUCACAUUUGUUACCAGACCUGGAGUGAUAGGAUUUCUCUUCGUCGCCCUCUGCGUGUCAGUGUAUUAUAUGAGAGCUAAGUCCAUAGCUCAGCGCUCUAUGGUGACCCUACUACGUCAGAUGCUGGUGCUGCAAGCUAAGGAUAAGGACUUUCUGCUUACAGCCAUCGCGAAGGUCUCCAACGGAGAAUGGCUGUACAGCCCCAAAGCUGAAGAGAACGCGGACAGUCACACGUGGCGUUACCUCCACGAUGUGCGAAAGCCCUCCAAUGCCGGCUACCACUUUGACGCCUCCCGGCUCAGCCACGGCUUCGAAAGGCCCGACAGGCCCCGGCAGGACAGGCCGCGGUCUGAGAGGCCCCAGUCGGACUACCGGACGGACGGCGACACGGAUAGCUCCUUCAGUUGGCAAGGCUCCAGUAAUUAUUUGAACGAUCUCGAGAAUAGAAGAAUGAUUUGA